This is a messenger RNA of Gossypium raimondii (Peruvian cotton), 1193 nucleotides long. Its product is annotated as nicotianamine synthase. The record is from RefSeq and is a predicted model, not a curated record. NCBI's taxonomy places the organism in Eukaryota, Viridiplantae, Streptophyta, Magnoliopsida, Malvales, Malvaceae. Gene Ontology annotation, molecular function: nicotianamine synthase activity. Gene Ontology annotation, biological process: nicotianamine biosynthetic process. Bases 53 to 1000 code for a protein of 315 amino acids. The transcript has a single exon.
UCUCUGAAGAGUUUAAAAUUGAGUGUUUCUAUAGCUUCCUCAUAGUGUCGACAUGGUUUGGGAGAAAGAUCCUUUGGUGCAAAAAGUGUGCGAGUUGUAUGAUCAAAUCUCGAGCCUCGAGAGUCUCAAACCUUCCAAGGAUGUCAACAUGCUCUUCACACAACUUGUCCUCACAUGCAUGCCACCAAGCCCUAUUGAUGUUACCAAGCUCUGCAAAAGAGUUCAAGAAAUCAGGUUUAAGUUGAUUCGACUAUGUGGGGAAGCUGAGGGUCUCCUUGAGAGCCAUUUCUCAACCAUCUUAGGAUCCUAUGAAAACCCUCUUCACCAUCUCAACAUUUUCCCUUACUAUUCUAACUAUCUUAAGCUUAGCCUACUUGAAUUCGAUAUUCUUAAAAAACACUGCUCAGAUUAUGUCCCUAUCAAAGUUGCCUUUGUGGGUUCUGGUCCUCUUCCUCUCACUUCAAUUGUCUUGGCUUCUUUCCAUCUCACUACCACCUCUUUCCAUAACUAUGAUAUUGACCCUUCAGCAAAUUCCAAGGCUCUUCAAUUGGUUUCAUCCGACCCUGAUUUAUCUGAAAGAAUGUUCUUUCACACCACGGACAUAAUGGAUGUUACAUAUGCUUUGAAAGACUAUGAUGUUGUUUUCUUGGCGGCUCUUGUAGGGAUGGACAAGGAUGCUAAAGUUCGAGUCAUUGAUCAUUUGGCUAAGUAUAUGGCCCCCGGGGCAGUUUUAAUGCUGAGGAGUGCUCAUGGUGCUAGGGCUUUCCUUUAUCCAGUUGUUGAUCCUUGUGAUCUAACAGGAUUUGAGGUCCUCUCCGUAUUCCAUCCUACUGAUGAAGUUAUUAAUUCAGUGGUCAUUGCUCGUAAAGUUCCAACUACAAAACACACCGUUGAGAACCCUAAACUUCCCAACAAGUGCUCGGACAUUGAUAUGUUCAGUCCCCUACUCAACCAUGUGAACCUGAUCGAGGAACUUGAUAUCGAGGAUCAACUCUCCUGAUCGAAUUGCCCCUUUUUAACUCUCAUCAUCACGUGUUCUUCUAUUAGGCCAAUUGGAUCCUUACAUUUUUCAUUUGAUUUUCGGCAAUGUUUUUGCUUAUCUACAAAUUAUAUAUCUACUAUGGAUUCUCUGUCUUUUCAUAUUGAGUAUUAAUAAAUUAGAAGAUCCAAUUCAGCCCCAUGAGGUUCAAAAA